Molecule: messenger RNA, 1417 nt
Organism: Physeter macrocephalus (sperm whale)
Lineage: Eukaryota; Metazoa; Chordata; Mammalia; Artiodactyla; Physeteridae
Gene: GHITM
Product: growth hormone inducible transmembrane protein
Exons: 9
Coding region: 171-1208 (345 amino acids)
Cellular component (GO): mitochondrial inner membrane
Source: RefSeq, a predicted model, not a curated record
UUGCGUCACGCAGCGAGCUAAAGAUACUGCGCUCACAAUCAGUAAGAGUUGGGCUGAGGGCGCGUGAGGUGGUGGUAGUUGCGUUUCGCCGGCCCGGAAGGGGAAAUGCGCGCUUGAGUUGACCAGGGACUGAGCAUUUCAGAUCUACUUGGUAAACCUGGUGCACCACCAUGCUGGCCGCAAGACUUGUGUGUCUCCGGACACUACCUUCCAGGGUUUUCCACCCAGCUCUCACCAAAGCCUCCCCUGUUGUGAAGAAUUCCAUCACGAAAAAUCAGUGGCUCUUACCACCCAGCAGGGAAUAUGCCACCAAGACAAGAAUUGGAAUUCGGCGUGGGAAAACUAGCCAAGAACUCAAGGAGGCAGCUUUGGAACCAUCAUUGGAAAAAAUAUUUAAAAUUGAUCAGAUGGGAAGAUGGUUUAUUGCUGGAGGGGCUGCUGUUGGUCUUGGAGCUUUGUGCUACUAUGGCUUGGGAAUGUCUAAUGAGAUUGGAGCUAUUGAAAAAGCCGUAAUUUGGCCUCAGUAUGUGAAGGAUAGAAUUCAUACCACCUAUAUGUACUUAGCAGGAAGUAUCGGCAUAACAGCUUUGUCUGCCCUGGCAGUGAGCAGAACUCCUGCCCUCAUGAACUUCAUGAUGCGAGGCUCUUGGGUGACAAUUGGUGCAACCUUUGCAGCCAUGAUUGGAGCUGCAGUGCUGGUCCAGUCGAUAUCCUAUGACCAGAGCCCAGGCCCAAAGCAUCUUGCUUGGUUACUACAUUCUGGUGUGAUGGGUGCAGUGGUGGCUCCUCUGACAAUAUUAGGGGGGCCUCUUCUCAUCAGAGCUGCAUGGUACACAGCUGGUGUUGUGGGAGGCCUCUCCACUGUGGCCAUGUGUGCACCCAGUGAGAAGUUUUUGAACAUGGGAGCACCCCUGGGCGUGGGCCUGGGUGUCGUCUUUGUGUCCUCACUAGGAUCUAUGUUUCUUCCACCUACCACUGUGGCUGGCGCCACUCUGUACUCAGUGGCAAUUUAUGGUGGAUUAGUUCUUUUCAGCAUGUUUCUUCUGUAUGAUACACAGAAAGUAAUCAAACGUGCAGAAGUAGCACCAGUGUAUGGAGUUCAAAAAUAUGAUCCCAUCAAUUCGAUGCUGGGAAUCUACAUGGAUACAUUAAACAUAUUUAUGCGAAUUGCCAGUAUUCUAGCAACUGGAGGCAACAGAAAGAAAUGAAGUGACUCAGCUUCUGACUUCCUUAAUACAUCAGAUAUCUGGCUUGUUUAAUAGGGGCAGAUAUUCUUUAAAUAGUUUGUGCAAGCAGCUUUCGUUGAAGUUUAGAAGAUAAGAACUUGUCAACAUGUUUCAGGUGUUCCAGUAAUGUGAUGCUUCAGGUCUGCUUUUUCUUCUGGAGAAUAAAUUCAGUAGUUCUCUUCCAAAUAGCA